Messenger RNA from Biomphalaria glabrata, 1163 nucleotides. RefSeq names its product phosphatidylinositol N-acetylglucosaminyltransferase subunit P-like. The transcript has 4 exons. The coding region runs from base 98 to 538 and encodes 146 amino acids. Gene Ontology annotation, molecular function: phosphatidylinositol N-acetylglucosaminyltransferase activity. Gene Ontology annotation, biological process: GPI anchor biosynthetic process. The record is from RefSeq and is a predicted model, not a curated record. NCBI's taxonomy places the organism in Eukaryota, Metazoa, Mollusca, Gastropoda, Planorbidae.
CCAUGGGAUUUCUUUGGAAUGCAUAGACUCAAUAUAAACAAAGAUGGCACACCAUACAUCUAAACUAUUACCCAAUUAUUUACUUACCCAAUUUUAAAUGACUACUAACGAACAUUUACCUUCUCCAUCUCCUCAGAGGCAGAGAGCUUUUUACGGCUUUGUGGUGUAUUUGUUAUCAUUAAUUGGUUUUGACUGUAAAAUUAGGAUAAUUAAUCAUUUUCCAAUUAUAGGACUGUACAUUGUUUGGGCCUAUGUGCCAGAUGAAUGGUUGCACUCCAUUGGCCUCACAUAUUGGCCUCAAAAAUACUGGGCUAUUGCACUACCUGUGUAUUUGUGCAUGAUAAUAGUGCUAAGCUAUAUUGCUUAUACUGGCUUAAUACUAAUCAACACAGCCUCUUUGACAGAUUUGAAUACCAUUACAGAUAAUCAUUCCCAUUAUGAAGACUUGACUGUUAUGCAUCCUGACUCAAUACCACCUUUGAGAGACAUGGAUAUCUCUGUUGUGAACCAUUUGUUGUAUCUCAACAGUGACUCCUGAUUGUUCCUGGUUUGACUGUAAGAGUACAAUUUACAGGAAAUUUUGCAAACAAUAAGCUUAGAAUAUUGAUUAUAGUUGUGUGAAAGACAUGGGAUAAUUUUUUUUGUAUUGUAUAUAUUUCAAAACGUUUUUUCAAAUUAUUAUGUUAAUUUAUUUUUGUUAACUGACAUGCUAGUUUUAAAGAGAUGUUAAUAAUUUGGAUAUCAACUUGUAAUUUCAUUUGCUGAUAAAAACAAAUAUUUUUCCUGAUAUAACAUUUAUGACUUGAAUUAGGAAAGCAUACAUAUAUUAUCUUAUCUUAUGUAAUACUGAUGUUACUUCAAAAAAAGAUUACAUCCUACGCAUCAUGCAUUUAGUCAUGCAUAUUAACCAAUGACUUAAAUUCUGCCAAGUCACUUUUCCUGGCUUGCUCAGGCAACCCAUUCCAUGCUCUAAUAGCACUAUGAAAGAAGGAGUAUUUGUACAAAUUUGUCCUAGCAUAUGGGACGAGGAAUGUGCCUUUAUCAUUGUGUCUUUCAGAGUAUUUUAUUAAAUUUUGUUUUUGAAACCAGUAUGUAAUUUUUAUUUCAUGCAAGUAAUAUGCCAUAUGGAUUAUUAUUUAUAUAAAUAAAAAAAAACAAGUGCU